Vicia villosa (hairy vetch) is the source of this 813-nucleotide messenger RNA. RefSeq lists its product as uncharacterized. NCBI's taxonomy places the organism in Eukaryota, Viridiplantae, Streptophyta, Magnoliopsida, Fabales, Fabaceae. The coding region runs from base 1 to 813 and encodes 270 amino acids. Gene Ontology annotation, molecular function: nucleic acid binding; RNA-DNA hybrid ribonuclease activity. The transcript has a single exon. The record is from RefSeq and is a predicted model, not a curated record.
AUGGAAGAUGAUUGGCAUAUUUUCUUCGGGUGUGGGGCUACUUUUCAUUGUUGGAGGGCAACAGGUUUGUACGAUGUUAUCUUACCCCGACUUCAAUCUUUUCAUGAUGCCAAAUCUAUUAUCUUUGAUAUUUGUUCUAAAGAAGAUAGUCGGACUGCAGGGCAUUUUGCUGUUAUGUUAGAUGUAAUCUGGAAUAAUAGAAACAAUGUUGUUUGGAAUAACGAGCAACAAGAAGCUUCUACUCUUGGUAUGCAAGCUUUUUAUAGAUGGCAGGAUUGGUAUUCAGCGCAAAAGUGGAACCAGAUUAAUAAUUCCGAUCAAGUCAUAAUAGCUUGGAACCCGCCUGACACAGGAUGGUUGAAAUGCAAUGUAGACGCGGGUUUUAAUCAUAUUCAUGGUACUACUAAUAGGGGAUGGUGUGUGCGAGAUAACCGUGGUAGAUUUAUCUUAGCAGGUACCGCUUGGGAUUCAAACUUUCGUUCCAUUGUCGAAGCAGAGGCAUUGGCGCUUAAGGAAGCAAUUCUUGACGCUAUAGCUAACCAGUUUGAAAAAGUCAUUUUUGAAAGUGAUUCCCAAAAAGUGGUUCAAGCGAUCCAUUCCAAGCAUUGUGGAAACUCCGAAUUUAGUUUGCUUAUUUUAUCUAUUCAAAGUUUGUUACAAUUGUAUGUCAACUUUGAGGUGAAGUUUGUUAAACGUCAAGCGAAUAUGGUUGCCCACUCGUUAGCGAAGACGGCCUAUUCAUGGCCUAGGCGUAAUGUCUUUAAUUUACCUCCUCCUUGUAUUGAGUUCCUUUUGAUUAAUGAAAGCUGUUAA